AUGAAUAAGAUGGUACCUUUGCAAGGACACGAGCAUCCUUUGUCCAUCCUUAGCGAUCGUGACGGUUUGCAAUGCGAUGCUUGCGACGGGUCCUAUCGCGACGGCUACUUUUGCGAUGAAUGCAAGUUUACUGUUCACAAGAAAUGUGCCUUUGUGUUUAACACACAAGAGACAUUGUUCGAGCACCCUCUUCAUGUUGGACAUGGUCUCAAGCUUCUCACAACAGGGGCUCCUGGUAACACCGAUCCGAAAUGCCAUAUCUGCGGUAAAAACACCAAAUGCCUUCUUUUUCAUUGUUCCGUAUGUAAUCUCAAUUUGGACAUUGAGUGCAUGGUUGAUGCCAUGUGUGCACGAGCAAAUGUGGAGAUGGCAUGGCACAAUCAUCCUCUGCUCUUGGUCAACCUUAAUGGUUGUCUCCAAUGCGAUUUUUGUGGUCUUAGAUUCCGCAAUGGCUACUUCUGCCCUCUUUGUAGGUUGACGGUUCAUGAGAGAUGUGUCUCUGUAUUUGAAUCACCGGAGAUCACUCACAAUUGUCAUGCCAAACACUCUCUUAAGCUUCUCACUGAAGGAGCUCCCGACUACACUGAUCUAAAAUGUCAUCUGUGUGGAGUUAACACUGGGAACUUACUUUAUCAUUGUGAUAUUUGUAAGUUCAACUUGGAUCCUGAUUGUGCGAUCAAAAGACCACCACCAGUUUCUCUCUCAAAUCUGAAGAUCCAUGAGCCAACGCUUAAACUUAUGCCAAGAUUAGUCUCAUUCGUUUGUGAUGCUUGUGGGGAGAAAGGCGACCGUGCUCCUUAUGUCUGUCUUGAAUGCGAUUUCAUGAUCCAUGGACAUUGUGCUGAUUUACCACGUGUCAUUCACAUUAAUCGCCAUGAGCACCGAGUUUAUUACACGUAUCCUCUUGGUCCGGGAGAAUGGAAAUGUGGAGUUUGUUGGGAAGGCAUUGAUUGGUCCUGUGGGGCUUAUUCUUGUUUAACCUGUCCUAAUAAUUAUGCUGUUCAUUCAAGAUGUGCAAUAAGAGAUGACGUGUGGGAUGGGGAAGAGCUUGAUGGGGUACCUGAACAAGUUGAAGAUAUCGAGCCAUUCAAGACGAAUGAUGACAACACGAUCACUCAUUUCGCUCAUAGUGAACAUAACCUGAGCCUCAACAAAGAUGGUAUAGCUUUGGAGGAAAGCAUCUUGUGUGAUGCAUGUGUUCGUCCCAUUGGCUCUAACACGUUCUACUGCUGCUCAGAUUGCAGUUUCAUUCUACAUGAAACAUGUGCUAAUCUUCCGAAGAAGAAACGACAUUUUCUAAGCACAAAACCUCUUACUCUCACCAACAUGAACACGGUAGCGAUCGAGUAUAAUAAGUGCUCUGCUUGUUUGCAACACUGUGGCAGAGGAUUCAUGUAUAGAGAGCAUUAUUCAAAGAAAUUCGACUUACUAUGCAGUACGAUUACGGAGCCGUUUAUCCAUGGAAGUCAUUCUCAUCCUUUACUCUUCAUCAACAACGUAGAGCGUGAUGAUGAGAUUAUCAAGACAUGCCGGGGUUGCGGCAAACGUAUAGAAGGAAUGGUCUUAGGUUGCACCAAAUGCAGCUUCUACUUGGACUUUCGUUGUGCCACUCUACCAUUAACGGUAAGGCUUGACAGGUAUGAUGAUCAUCCACUCACUCUUUGUUACGGUGAUGAAAAGGCAAGCGGAAAGUAUUGGUGCGAUGUUUGCGAAAGAGAAACAGAUCCAGAGACUUGGUUCUACACUUGUGAACAUUGCGGGGUUACUUUGCAUGUUUUCUGUGUGCUUGGGGAUUUCAAGUGCGUCAAAUCAGGAGUUCCGUUCAACAACGAGAUUGAAUUGUUGUCUAACAGUAGCUCUUCACGGCCAACUUGCAGCAACUGUCAUUGCCACUGCCCAGGACCUUUCACGCUUCAUGAAUAUUGGCAUUACGACAGGUUCUACUGUUCUUUAUAUUGUCUCAUUCGUUUCAAAGAAUCAUGGAAGAGUUUCAACAUGAAGUUCAGGAUCCCUCCGUGGAUCAAUGAACCAAGACAUGAAGAUGCGGUCAAGUUAAUUUUGAACUGUUCUCCACUGCCACGAUUUUGAAUUGAAAGUUAAUGUGAACCGAUUGGUAAUCAUCUACCAACAUUUUAUAUUACCUGAAAACUAUAACAUGCGACUGUGCGACUGUCCUUGUACCUCAU
Molecule: messenger RNA, 2186 nt
Organism: Eutrema salsugineum
Lineage: Eukaryota; Viridiplantae; Streptophyta; Magnoliopsida; Brassicales; Brassicaceae
Exons: 1
Coding region: 1-2088 (695 amino acids)
Source: RefSeq, a predicted model, not a curated record